Cryptomeria japonica (Japanese cedar) is the source of this 2818-nucleotide messenger RNA. RefSeq names its product pentatricopeptide repeat-containing protein At2g13600. Gene Ontology annotation, biological process: RNA modification. Bases 396 to 2648 code for a protein of 750 amino acids. The transcript has a single exon. The record is from RefSeq and is a predicted model, not a curated record. Gene Ontology annotation, molecular function: protein binding; RNA binding. Lineage: Eukaryota; Viridiplantae; Streptophyta; Pinopsida; Cupressales; Cupressaceae.
GUGGAAAUGUUAUUCGCCAGCACCAAGAUUUAAUGACUUCCUAAACUUUUCAAAUACUAUUCAUCACAAAAAUACCCUGAAUCUGAUCAGGCUUCUUCGUGAUAAGAAAGAAGAGUGUGGAGGCUAAACUUUUUCCAAGCUUGAACCCGUGGGAAUUUCGAUAGAGAUGCAAUGACGCACAAAAUUUUUUCCCACCCCUUUUGCCUUCAAGAACUCAGUUGAUUCAUAUGACAGGGAAUCAAACCCAUUCCUCCACAGCCGCAAGGGAGACAACAGACUCCAAUUAAUUUGAUAAAUAUAGUAGAAACAAUCAUGAAAAGGAAUCAGCUUUCGACGUAAACCGAAAUCAUGUUGGUAUCUAGGUGAAGGCAGUGUAAACAUGAACAAGUGCAGGGAUGAUAUUCACCAGACAUACCUACAAGAAGAAGAUAACUUUUACAUGCUUUUGUUUCCCGGUUGGCUUUUGCCAUCCUAAUUUAAGCAUAUUCGCUUCAGCCCAUCUUUGUACACGAAGAGCGCACAAUGAUUCAACAAGCAACAAAGGGCUUCCAGAGGUCAGGUUACAACAUGCCCACAUCAUUCAAACAGGUUUUAGAUACCAGGACAUAUAUCUGCAAAAUAAGCUCGUGACUAGCUAUGUAAAAUGCGGUAAGCUGGGAGAUGCAUGCAAAGUGUUCGACACAAUGAUUGAACGAGAUGUUGUUUCGUGGACCACGCUCAUUGCUGCGCAUGCCAAGCAGGGCUAUUGCCAAGAUGCCCUAAAUGUGUUUUAUCAAAUGUGUCGGGUGGGUGUGCGUCCUGAUCACUUCACAUUUUCUAGCGUUUUGCCAGCAUGUCGGGAUCUUGCCUCGGUUGAACAAAUCCAUGAACAAGCAAUUGUGAAUGUAGUUGAUUCUGAUGUAUUUGUGGGGAACGCCCUUUUAGACAGGUACGCCAAAUGCGGCAGUAUGGAUAAAGCCCGCAAAGUGUUCGAUAUAAUGCCAAUACGAGACGUAGUGUCAUGGAAUUCACUGAUCGCGGGGUAUGGACAGCAUGGACGUGUUGGGGAAGCCUCAGAACUCUUUAGUGAAAUGCCCAAAAGAGAUUUGACUUCAUGGAAUUUGAUGAUUGCAGUGUAUACUCAGAAUGGAUAUAUUGACAAUGCCAGGAAGCUAUUUCAGGAAAUGCCCAGACAGGAUGUUGUGUCAUGGAAUGCAAUGAUUGCAGGAUAUGCACAGAUUGGGCGUUUGGAUGAAGCCCUAGAGCUUUUUCACAGAAUACCCCAGCAGAACGUCGUCUCAUGGAAUGCAAUGAUUGGAGGCUUCUCAAAGAACGGUCAUGCAGAGGAAGCCUUGAGACUUUAUCGACAAAUGCAAUUCAAAGGUGCGAAACCUAAUCCCCAAACUUUUGCAACUGUACUUUCAGCUUGUGCUGAUUUGGAAGAUCUGGACCAGGGUAAGGAGAUUCAUGAAGCUAUAAUUAGUUUCGAAUAUGAAUCCAAUGUUAUUGUGGCCAGUGCCCUUGUUGACAUGUAUGCAAAAUGUGGAAGUCAGGAGAAUGCAUGUGAGAUAUUCAAUAAUGUGCGUCACCGGGAUGUGGUGUUAUGGAACUCCAUGAUUGCAGCACAUGUUUAUUGUGGAGAUAUUGAUAACGCUUUGAAAUGCUUUCAAAACAUACCCCAACGGGACACAAUCUCAUGGAAUUCCAUCAUCGGAGGAUACGCACGGAAUGGGCAUACUGGCGAAGCCCUAAAACUUUUUCAGGAGAUGCCCAAAAGAAACGUGAUUUCAUGGAACACAAUGAUCACAGGUUAUUCUCAAAACGGCCAUGCUGAAGAGGCUUUAGAGCUUUUUAGACGAAUGCAAUCUGCAGGCAUAAAACCUAACUCGCAAACAUUUGCUGGCAUUCUCCCGGCAUGUGCCAACUUAGGAUAUCUGUUACAGGGCAAGGAGAUACACGAAGAAAUAAUUAGGAGUGGAUACUGGCUUGAUGUUUUCAUGGGAAGUGCCCUCAUAGAUAUGUACUCAAAGUGCGGGAGCAUAGAGAGUGCAUGGUGUGUUUUUGACAAAAUGCCUCAGCAAAAUGUUGUAUCAUGGAAUGCAAUGAUUGCAGGAUAUGCCAUACAUGGCUGUAGCAAUGAAGCCCUCAAACUCUUUAAAGAUAUGCAGGAGUCAUGCGUAAAUCCAGACUAUGUCACCUUUGUUGGCAUACUGUCUGCUUGCUGCCAUGCGGGACUGGUGGAUGAGGGCUGGCAAAACUUCAACCUCAUGACUCAAUAUUAUAACAUCACACCUACAGCAGAACACUAUAGUUGCAUGGUUGGUCUUCUUGGUAAGGUUGGACAACUGGAUGAGGCAAAAAAUCUUAUUGAUAGAAUGCAUAUAAAACCUGGUUCAACUAUUUGGCUGUGCUUACUUGGUGCCUGUAAAGUCCAUGGCAAUAUUUUACUGGGAAAACAGGUUGCAGAAGUCCUUAUGUCAUUGAACCCAAAAGAUGCUGCACCUUAUGUGAUGCUUUCCAACAUAUAUGCCGCAAGUGGCAAAUGGGAUUGCACUGAAAAAGUGUGGAAAACAAUGAAAGACGGGGGUUUGAAAAAGGAAUUUGGCUGCAGUUGGAUUGAAGUAAAUAAACAAAUGCAUGUUUUUUUUGCAAGCAAGGUUGAAUUUUGACUUCUGCCUUGAUCUCUAGGAAAUGCUUUUGUGAUGUUCUUGGAUUUCAAUUUUCUUUCAACCACUUUUCAAAAUUCAUUGUCCUGACAAGUUAAUAUUAGAACAUCAAAUUUCCAAGUAAAUUGUGCAAAAUGAGGGAUCUGUUUGAACUAGACGCUGGAAAAAAUUAU